Molecule: messenger RNA, 747 nt
Organism: Linum tenue
Lineage: Eukaryota; Viridiplantae; Streptophyta; Magnoliopsida; Malpighiales; Linaceae
Source: the annotation of a GenBank genome assembly
AUGGACCUCAACAACGAAACCUUCCUUGUCACAUUCAGCAACGAUCAAGACUACCUUCAAGCGCUCACUGGCGGUCCGUGGGAGAUCCUGGAUCACUACCUAGUCGUUCAUCAAUGGACGCCGACGUUUCGUACAUCAGAUAAACCCCACCGAUCCGUGGUAGCCUGGGUUCAGCUACCGGAGCUCCCCGUUCAUUUCUACCAUCGGGAGGUCUUAUUCGCUCUCGGUAACCUCAUUGGGCGUACUGUGAAAUUGGAUUAUCAUACAGAGAUGUUACAGAGGGGAAAGUUUGCAAGGAUUGCUGUGGAGCUCGAUAUGACUAGACCAUUGCCAACGAGAAUCCGACUCGACGGCGCCUGGCAACAAAUUUUGUACGAAAACCUCCCUCAAAUUUGUUAUGAGUGUGGACGAAUCGGACACACGGAAGAUAGCUGCCCGACGAAAGUUAAGAUGAUUCAACAAUCUGACAACAUGGCGACGGCGGGGCAACAACCACCGGAAAAUCUGCAACCGGAGCCUCCCGCCGGCUACGGGCCAUGGAUGCAGGUCACGCGGAAGAGUCGGAAGAAUUCCAGGAAAGGGAACGAGAAUCAAGGGCACAAUCAGGGUGUGCAAUCCCACAAAAAUGGCAACUCAAAUUACCGUGGGGAGAAUUCGGGAAAGAGUGACGCCAAUCUCUCAACGGGCUCAAAAGAGAACAAAGGAAAGGCUCCUGCUAAGCAAGAGCAAAAGAAAGGAAAUACCUAG